Molecule: messenger RNA, 1272 nt
Organism: Funneliformis geosporum
Lineage: Eukaryota; Fungi; Glomeromycota; Glomeromycetes; Glomerales; Glomeraceae
Source: the annotation of a GenBank genome assembly
AUGGUCUGGGAAUCCUUACUUGUUGCAACAUCAACAAUUCAACUACUUACAAGAAUCCUCAAGGCUUUAGGAAUUCGUAAGGAUGGAAUUACUCCCGGUAGUUUUAUGGAGAGUAUUGAAGAUAGAUGCGGAGGUAGGAUAUUUUCCUGGGUAGAAUUUUUAUGUGUUCGAUUUGUGAGAUACUUUGACCUGGAUAAUAUCAUCCUUUCAUUAUUAAAGAAAGCUCCAAUUAUUGUAAAACUGUUGAAAAAUGGAAUGAAACGACUUUAUUCUUUUAUUAGAAAUUGGUGGGCGUUAGUUCUUAUUUCAACGCUUGCUAUAGUUGUUCAAAGAGAGAGCAAGAAAGAUAAAACUCGCCGGCUAAAGAGGGGUCCAGAUAAUGAAAGAUUUAAUGCCCAUCUGAAAUCUUAUUAUUACUUUGAUUACGUUAAAAGGCUUAAAGAUGAUAAUACAGAUAUAUUUCCUCGAGAUACUCCGACGGAAAAUCCAAAAAUUUGCAUUAUCGGUGCCGGAUUAGCCGGUUUAUUCUCGGCUCUUCUCUUGAAAGAGGCAGGAAUCAAGGACAUUACCAUUCUUGAAUAUCAAGAUCGCGUUGGUGGACGAGUUCAUACUCAUUACUUUACCGAUGACCCUGAUGACGAAAGACGUUUAUACGGUGAAAUUGGUGCAAUGAGAUUACCUUACGUUGAAGGCCGUCCCGAACUUUCCCCCCAUCAAUUAGUUUUUGAUACUAUUGAUUACUUGAACGAGUACAAUAAGGAUGACGAUAAGAAGCAGAUCACAACUAUCCCCUUUAUAUUUAGUGAUUCAAAUGCCAUAUAUUAUUUUAACAACAAAAAAGAUCAUACUGGUAAAUUGAUGACCAAAAAUUAUUCUGCGACAGUAGAAGUCAGUCAGCUAGGAUACCCUGAUACUAUGCCAUCCAACUUUCUCGAUCUUUGGAAUGAAGCAUUACAGCCCUUCUUUGAUGUCUUAAAUACCGAUUUCACAAAAGGACUUAAAAUGUUAAAACGUUACGAUCAACAUUCCAUCUAUUCUUAUCUAAAGGAAGUCUUUCUUCCCGCACGAUUACCGAAACAAGCGGAAGAUUAUGAUGAAAUUAUAAGCGAGUUUCUUUUGAGCUUUGUUGAUAUGGCCAUUGCAUCUUAUACUUUUGACAACCUUAAAUAUCCUUUAUCCUGGAAUACUAUUGAUAAAGGAAUGCAACGAUUUCCAAACGCCUUUUUGUCUUUAAUCAAAAAGGAAAAGAUGGACCUAAGAUACAACAGCGAA